AUGCCAUCUAGUAAUGACGAGAAACCAAAAAAAUACAAGACAACCAUCGGCCAGCAAAAGUCGACAUUUACAGCCUUGGAAAGUUCGUCAGGCAGCCGAAAAAAGUCAACGUCUGCAGUCGUUAGGAGUUCACCGCGUCAACAUAAAAAGUCUUCACUAGGACAACAACCAAAUACAACGCUUGCAGGCCAUCAAAAUCCGACGUCUGACCGACAAAAAUCAACACGUGGUCGUCGAAUGUCCACGCGUGUGCAAAAGACGAGUGCCCCUAUGUUAUCGAUCCCCAGUGUUCAGCUGCAAACGUCGAAGGUAUCGGACCCUCUACAAAAGUCAUCGCGUGGGCAUCGGAUACCGACGACGAGUGUUCAGCAACAAAAGUCGACGUUCAUCCUGAAAAACUCGUCACGUAGACCACAAAAGUCCUCGUCACUUGUCCAACAAAAAUUGUUGCGUGAACAACGAAAGCCAAUGCGUAAUGGUUCCAAUAAAUCCUCAGCAACCACAAAAUUUCCCCUUGAAUAUUAA
Molecule: messenger RNA, 525 nt
Organism: Macrosiphum euphorbiae (potato aphid)
Lineage: Eukaryota; Metazoa; Arthropoda; Insecta; Hemiptera; Aphididae
Source: the annotation of a GenBank genome assembly